Messenger RNA from Spirodela intermedia, 4698 nucleotides. The record is from the annotation of a GenBank genome assembly. Lineage: Eukaryota; Viridiplantae; Streptophyta; Magnoliopsida; Alismatales; Araceae.
AUGGCCUCUCUGUGCAAUUUCGUUGUAUCGUCCUUCGCUGCUCGUCAGCCUAGGCGGGGUAUCGCAUUGGAUGAGCAUGGCAUCCUCUUCAGUCAGUCUACUGUAUUUUCCGCUCAAAUCCGCAGGGGAACACCUUUUUUGAGGAUUGGCGCGCCCUUCAGUGUCCAGUGUAAAGCGGUUUCUGUUAAGCCCCAGACGGAGAUAGAAGGCUUAAACAUUGCUGAAGAUGUUACACAGGUGAAUUCUUAUAUCUCAUGAUUUCUCUCCUGAAGAGGCGUGAGCUGAAACCCUUGAUAUAUGAUGGAAUAACUUAUGCAGCUUAUUUUCCUGCCUGCAUUAGCGAUUAAUGCGAUUUCUCUGAAUAUUAACGUCGUCCUAUUUUCUGUAAGUUUAUGUUGUUGAAAGUGUUGAUGAAACGGAUACGUUAACUUCGAGAGGUUGUCGUUUGCAGUAAUCCUGGCCUUAAGAGGUCCGACCAUCAGUGGUACCCAAAACCUUUAAUUUUUCUGUUUUACCGGUUAUGAAUUUGUCUCCUUGCUGACAUAUGAUCCCUCCUAGCAAUCAUGAAACUUGCUCCAUUUCCCUUCAGGUCAGUCUCUUUGUUAAUCGGAAGCAAUUUCAUACAGCACCUUUUGGUACUGCUUUUAGCAGAAGGCCUGGAGGAUAUUUCAAUCCCAUGUGUUGAUGGCCCAUCUACUUUUUAAAAAAUUUGUUCUGCUCUUUCCUCAGAUGAUGGGCUGGAAAAUCAGCCUAUAGGAAUAAUUCUUAAAAUUCUGAUAAUUUUGUUCAUCUUAUUUAAAAUCGUGUUUUUGUUGUCUUCUUAGGCUUCUCCUUUUAGAUGGUGCUUUUAGUUAAUAAUUAAUGACUAAACAUUGGAUAUAUGAUGAGCAAUUUUAUACUUGAAUAUCCCUGACUUCUUAAAGACUUCAAAAGUGUAUUAAAAUGAUCGUAUAAUCAGAUUCCAUCUAAUUUGGAUUUGUAGUGCACCUUUCUUUUUAUUUAGCCGAAAACUGAUUUUCUCUGUAUUUCACUGCUUUUACUGUGCUAGCUUAUAGGGAAGACACCAAUGGUAUACCUGAACAACAUUGUAAAAGGUUGCGUUGCUAAUGUUGCUGCAAAACUUGAGAUAAUGGAGCCAUGCUGCAGUGUCAAGGAUAGGUGAGGACUACGACUACUUUUUUCAUAAUAAUAUUGAAGAGAAUUAUGAUGCUACUUGUAAUCUCGUGUAAUCAGGAUAGGUUACAGUAUGAUUACUGAUGCUGAACAGAAGGGUCUCAUAGCUCCCGGAGAGGUAAUUAAGCAGUGAUUCUGCAAUGCCAUUUUCAUUCUUCAUCUAGUCUCAUAUUGUCAUCGUUUGUCAUAAUGUGAAGAGAUGAUUUGGAGUUGAUACUCAGAUGCACACAACAACAAUUUCGUUUCGUGCUACUGUUGAUUGUUUCACAUUGAAUAAGCGGACUUAACUUCUAGUAUUUGUUUGAUUCAGUGAGGAUUCUUUUUCAUGCUCAUUUUCUGUGAGUUGGUAAUCCGUACAUCUGUUUUUCUGUGUCACAGAGCAUACUUGUGGAACCAACAAGUGGAAACACCGGCAUUGGUCUCGCAUUUAUUGCUGCUUCUAGAGGGUAUAAGUUGAUUUUGACAAUGCCUGCAUCGAUGAGCAUGGAAAGACGAGUCCUCUUAAAAGCCUUUGGAGCAGAGCUUGUCCUUACUGAUUCUUCUAAGGGCAUGAAGGGAGCAGUUCAGAAAGCUGAAGAGAUCUUGAAGAAUACUCCAAAUGCCUACAUGCUUCAGCAAUUUGAUAACCCUGCAAAUCCCAAGGCAAGAUACGAUUACUGAAGGAUGUAGUCACUGGUCUCAGGAAGAAGGAAACUUCUCUGCUCCCUUUAUAAUUUAUUUAUUUAUUUUCUUUGUAUGCUUGGUACAGAUUCACUAUGAGACCACCGGCCCGGAAAUCUGGGAAGAUACAAAGGGGAAAGUGGAUAUCCUAAUUGCAGGGAUAGGAACGGGUGGAACCAUUUCUGGUGCAGGUCGCUUUCUGAAGAGCAAAAAUCCCAACAUAAAGGUCUGCUGUCAUAAUUUUAAUUUUAUAUUUUGUAUUCCCUCCUAUAUUCGAGCUUCAUAAACAGGUUAUACUUUCAUGACUAAUGGCUUGUGGAAAUAUCUUUUUCUCUAAUUUUGCGGUUCUCAUUUGCUCUAAUUUCAGGUUGUUGGCAUUGAACCUGCCGAAAGCAACAUUCUUUCAGGGGGAAAACCUGGUAAGAAAAUGAAAUCAGAGGUAUUUUACUUUUUGCUCCCGUAUUAAUCUAAUCGAAAUAAUGUAGGCCCACACAAGAUUCAAGGUAUUGGGGCAGGUUUUGUUCCGAGGAAUUUAGACCAUGAAGUUGUGGAUGAAGUUUUAGAGGUCUGUGCUUUCCUCUUACUUCUUAUUUUUGGCAAGGGAUUGCCUGAAUCCUUAAUUUGUGAUUGAACUGACGUGUUUUGUUUGUUUAUCUGCAUCAUUUUUUUGAUGAGAUUGAUGCUUGGAUACGACUUUCUUCUGUAUCUUCUGGUAGUAACAUAUGCAAACGGAUAUUCAUUCCUUUCCCAGCAUAGAUAUCCACUUGGUUUUUUUUAUUCUUCUUUGCACUGGGAAAGUCGAUUCCCAUCCUUCCUUUCCUCUUCCUCUCUAAUUUCCCACCUUUUUAACUUAAGAGUUCUGCUUCUUCAGAGUAAGGCUGGUCUAUCUCUUAGUGUAUUAGUUUCUCACAAUCAUUGUAAUUUGUUAUAUUUUCUUUUAUCUUGCUUUAGUGAGCAUCAGUUUAGGUCUUACCUCCCAUGUUGAACAUGUAAUUAAUUCAUUUCUAAUUUACUUUAUUCUCUAUUCGACUUGAAUUCUUUUUAUGAUUACCAUGAUUAGUAGAAAAUUCAUGUAACUCCCAAGCAUUUUUCAUUUUCUGGGGCGUAUUACAGAUUUCCAGUGAUGAAGCUGUUGAGACCGCCAAGAAAGUAGCUUUACAGGAAGGCCUGCUGGUGAGUCUCACCCGUCAUUUCAAUUACGCUGUGCAUUAUACAUUAGUUACAAGUGUAGUAUGACAUUUUCAGUUCUCUUAUAUGAAUCCAGAUUAACUGUAGCUUUUAUAAUUUACGAAGAUAUGCUCCAAAGAUGUUUGUCAUUUUUGCCUGAUUUUCUCACUCCAGAUGCACCUGGGAGGAUAAAUAAACAUGCCUUUCACAUCAUUCUUGUUGCAUUGACCCUUAUGUUAUCCAAUAACCUUUUCUUUCUAGUAUUCAAUAUUUACCAAUUUAAAUAGAGGACUAAACUAUCGGUUCGUAAAAUUAGGGUUCUCAACUGUAGAAAAUCAGGAAUGCAGUGAUCAUAAAAUGGUCUUCGCUUUGACCAAGAACUGUAAUCAUGUGGACCAUAGUCUUGUGUAUGUCUCCUUCUGCUUCAAUGACUGAACUUGGAUGAUUUGUGCUGGAGUGAGGUAAUUCUUGAUCGUAUUAAAGAUCAUGACGCUCAUAUCUUCUUUUUUCCAUGAAAUCACGUCUGAUAUGCUCUGUAGCUGGUAAGAGAUCUCAUAGUUGUCUCACUUUAGAAAGACAUUAAUCUGAUCUUUCUUAUUUCUUAUGUUUCCAAGCUGGUCCUUGAUUUAAAAAAAAGAAAUCAUUAUUUUUUUAAGCCAGGUGUGCUUCUUAUGUUUUAUUUCAUUUUUUCUUUAGUGUUCUCUGGUUUCCUGAAUCAUAAAACUCUCUGCAGGUCGGCAUUUCUUCUGGAGCAGCGGCAGCUGCUGCCGUUAAGGUUGCAAAGAGGCCUGAAAAUGCAGGAAAACUCAUUGUGGUAUGCCUAAAUCUACUCUUUCUCGCUAUUUAUGGAAUGGGAAAGAGAAUUUUUCUCAUUCAUAUCAAGAGAAUCAUUUCCAUUCGGAUAUAAAACUCUGAGCUCACACUUGCUGCCACCGCCACAGCAGCCACAGGGGUGCCAUGUGGCUGUCUGACCGGGCCCAAACUUUGAUAGAUGUUCAUUCCUAAGCGAGUUUUCUGGGCCCAGCUUUGUGGGGCCCAGGCCACUGACCCCUUGGGCGGCCAUCUUAUUAUGUCACGAAUAUCCUCAUUCUGUGGCAGAAAUAUAAUUAUGAAAUUUCAUGUGAACUGGGCAUUUAAGGUAUAGGUCUUUCCUUUCAUUAAGCGGGACGUUUCCUGCAAAGAUUAUACAUACUACAGUCAUGCUCUUGAGAUAUAUAUAUAUAUAUAUAUAUAUAUAUAGAUAGAUAUCAUUUAGGGUAAUUCUGCAAGCAUAUGUUUUCCUGGGGGGUUAUACGUGAACAGCCAAAAUUCUUUAGUCCCGGUCAACCCAGAUCAUGUCCCCAUUUUUCUGUGAAAUUGGGGGGGCCUGCAGAUCAAGCCUAAAAUAGGAAAAUGUACCCGGCCCAGAACCCCGCUAUGCGACUGUUUCUCUAUCUCUCUCUCACACACACACACCUUUUUUCUCUCUACUGCAUUUUGCGGAUUUUUGUCUACCCCGCCAAAUUUGUUGAUUAAUAUUUUCUUGAUUCACUGAAUUUAGUCUCCGGUGGGAGCAAUUUUUCUGUAAGGUUUCUCGGUCAACUCACCUUUAAUGCGUUGACUCAGGUGGUGUUCCCGAGCUUUGGGGAGAGGUAUCUCUCUUCCGUGCUGUUCCAGUCAAUAAGAGAAGAAUGCGAGAAGAUGCAGCCGGAGGCAUGA